Hippopotamus amphibius kiboko is the source of this 1217-nucleotide messenger RNA. RefSeq names its product cancer/testis antigen 1-like. The record is from RefSeq and is a predicted model, not a curated record. Gene Ontology annotation, cellular component: EKC/KEOPS complex. The transcript is spliced from 2 exons. NCBI's taxonomy places the organism in Eukaryota, Metazoa, Chordata, Mammalia, Artiodactyla, Hippopotamidae. The coding region runs from base 1 to 870 and encodes 289 amino acids.
AUGGAGGCGUCCGACGACGACGACGCGGGUGGCGCGGCGGGCGGUGCAGGGGACCAGGGUGGCCAGGGUGGUCCUGGUGGCCCUGAGGGUCAGGCCGGUGCGGGCGCAGGCGGUGGUGGUGGUGGUGGUGGUGCGAUUCCGAGGCGAGGGCCAGGCGGAGAAGCGGCGCCUGCGGCCGGAUGGCCCCCAGCCCAUCCGAAUGAGUUGUAUCCUUUGGGCAGAAGCCGCGGUGGCCGGGAGGCCGGAGUCCCCGGGGAGGCCGGGGUGGCUGAGGGCGGCGGGGGGCAGUGCAGGAAGGGGAGCGAGGACGGACCAGCGGCUGCUGGAAGGCAAAAGCUCCAGGGCAGUAGGAAGGCCAGGGCGGCCGAGGGGACAGGAUGGGUGUGGGGGGGGACGGCCUGCGGGGCCGGAGGAGAAGGCGGGCAGAGUGGGUGCGGGGCGCGGCGGCACCGAGGAGAGGAGCCGGGCCGGGGGGACGGGUGGGGUGGGGUCUGUGGACGGUCGGAGGGCCACCCUCUGGGGGAAGCGGGCCUGGGCGACGAGGAGACUCGAAGCACAGGUGACGCUGGUGACAAAUGGCGCCUUGACCAGUCCUCCUGCAGCGUCCUAAGAGUGCCGUUCCUGUGUCCCAUAGAGGCGGAGGCGGCGCGGCGGGCCCUGGCUGCUUAUGAGGAGCCUCACCUGCAGGGCGUUCAGAAGGAGCUGUCGGUGGACGGCAGCUUCCUGAUUGUGAGAUGGACUGCUGAAGAUAGUCGCUGCCUUCAAGUUUCCGUCAGGUCCUUUCUUGACGACCUUGCCCUGGUGCAGCAGGUCAUGCAGCACUUUGGGCCCCUGUUUCCCCCUAUGUCUCUACCAGGAAAAGGGGGCUGAGGCCCAGCCUUCUGCCCCAUGCCAGGCGAUGCUUCCUUUACUGAGGCAUGGCUUCCUGUAGUAGAUGCCACUUCAUUCUUGGAGCCUACUGUUGUUUUUUGGGUGCUCGGGGCCCACUUGUUUCGUUUCCUGGUUGCUGGAGGAGGGAGAUGAUUAAAUGGUUCUUAUUGCAUGAAAUAAAACUGAACUACUGUUCUGCAUCUGAGUUUCUUUUUGGCUACAGCACCAGUGUAUUGCUUUUCUCCUUGGGUUGCAGGGAAGUUCUGAGAUUCAGAUACUCAAGCAGUACAAGGUGAUUGAAGACAGUUUAGGAAAUGGGAGAAAAUGAAAAUCAGUUAAGUCCUACC